Molecule: messenger RNA, 1560 nt
Organism: Acanthosepion pharaonis
Lineage: Eukaryota; Metazoa; Mollusca; Cephalopoda; Sepiida; Sepiidae
Source: the annotation of a GenBank genome assembly
AUGGACAACUGCAGUGAUCCUGGAAGUGCUGACAGCGUACAGACAGACACAAGCAGCAAACCAGAUUCUAGUACAACGAACCCAGAUAAUCAAGAUUUGGCAAAAUGUUUGAGAAAAGAUGGCAAUGAAAACUGCCAGUGCUCCAGCUGUAACCAAAAACUGCUGAAGCGUUCUUUGCCAGAGAAAGACGAUGCCAUACAAAAGAAAAAGAAACGCAAAAUGAUUUUGAACCAGAACAAUAAAUGUGAUAGCAAACCUGUGGUGAUUAAACAGGAGAAAAUAGAUGAUGAUGUCAAGAAGUCUUCUUCCAACAUUCCUGGCAAAAAAGGGAAAACCUUUACGUGGACAAAUUAUCUUGAUCAAGAAAAUGCAGUUGGAGCCCCAACAAAAUUGUUCAAGGAGCCUGUGGUGCCAAAUCCCUUCCGUGUUGGAAUGAAGCUUGAGGCAGUAGAUAAAAAGAACACUAGUCUCAUCUGUGUAGCAACAGUAGCUGACGUCCUUGGAGAUCGUUUGCUUGUCCGUUUUGAUGGAUGGGAAGAUACAUAUGAUUAUUGGUGUGACCCAUCAUCUCCUUAUAUCCAUCCAGUUGGAUGGUGCAAAGAGAAUUCAGAAACACUCUCACCUCCUUGUGAAUGGAAAGAUCCAGUGAACUUUAGUUGGGACUGUUAUCUUUCAGAAAAAAAUGCCACUGCAGUUCCUGCCCGUGCAUUUCGACCUCGCCCUCCUGUUGGUUUUGAGUGUGGCAUGAAAGUUGAAGUGGUUGAUAAACGAAAUCCAAUUCUUAUCCGAGUGGCCACCAUUGCUGCAAUUGACAAACAUCGUGUGAAGAUUCACUUUGAUGGUUGGUCAGAAAUCUAUGAUUAUUGGCUAGAUGAUGACAGUCCAGACAUUCACCCACCUGGAUGGUGUCACAGAACUGGACAUUCUCUCCAAGCUCCUAUUGGGCCUGGAGAUUUAGCAUCAGUUCAAGGUCAAGGUGGAUGUCCAACACCUGGUUGCAAAGGUAUUGGUCACAUCAAAGGUGCUAAAUAUGCUGGUCAUCACAGUGCUUCUGGUUGUUCUUACUCUCACUUGAAUAUGAACAAAGAAACAACAUUGCAGGACCGUUUAGGGUCAACUCGGGUGGAAGAAGGAACCAGUACACCUGCAGGACAAAGGCGCAAGUGUCCGACUCCUGGCUGUGACGGACAGGGUCAUGUGACUGGUAAAUACACUGCACACCAUAGACUCUCUGGGUGCCCCCUUGCAGAGAAGAAUAUACAGAAGAUGGCCCAAGCGAAGGUGAACGAGGAGGAGGUAGUGAAGAAAGAGGAGGAGGAGGAGGAGGAUGAUGAUGAGGUGGAGGAGGAGGAGGAGAAGGAAGAUGAACGAAAUAGCCCUGAAGAUCCCCCGACAACAGCAAAACCCGUAUCCCCUGCAGUUACUAGUCAAGGGAAAAAGAAGUAUGUUGCCAAAUAUGUGUCCAUCUAUAUAUUUGCAUACGGUCAGGCUGAUAGCUUUCUUUUGGUCAAUUUCCUGGCCACCAUUUUUGCUGCUGUUGCCGUCGCCGUUGCUGCUUAG